Messenger RNA from Dovyalis caffra, 228 nucleotides. The record is from the annotation of a GenBank genome assembly. NCBI's taxonomy places the organism in Eukaryota, Viridiplantae, Streptophyta, Magnoliopsida, Malpighiales, Salicaceae.
AUGACUAAUAUCAUACUAGUCCUCAUGAUAUCCUUCUUAACAACAUGCCUUUUCGUAAAAUCAGAAUCUAUUAGUAGGGCUGAUUUUCCUAGUGGGUUCGCAUUUGGGACUGCCUCUUCUGCUUAUCAGUUUGAAGGAGCUGUGAACGAAGGAAACAAGGGAGAUAGCAUAUGGGAUACUUUCAUAAGGCAACCAGGUGAAGAAAGGCUCAAGUUUGAAGGGAGUUGA